Ambispora leptoticha is the source of this 339-nucleotide messenger RNA. NCBI's taxonomy places the organism in Eukaryota, Fungi, Glomeromycota, Glomeromycetes, Archaeosporales, Ambisporaceae. The record is from the annotation of a GenBank genome assembly.
CAAUUGCGGUUACCGCCACAACUAUUAAAGAAACCUUCGGUGAUUUUGAAAAAAUUGGCGGUCUUAUUGGUGCUUCAAUUUCUUUUUCUUAUUGGAGAAAUGAACACGAUAGUUUUCAUUUCUGUUUUCAAAACGCUCCGAUGUAUGAAACAAACCGGGACAUUUGAAGAAGCGGAUAUAGAGGAGAUCAUGAAUAAUGGUGGUGUUUUAGGAAGAUUCUUUAGGCCAGUAUAUCAAUUUAUAGAUUCAUGUUGGAAAAUGUAUCCCUUGGGUGUUUCAUUUGGAUUAAGAUUCGAUUCGAGUAUCGAAGUUGGAUUGUUAAGAAUUGCUACAGUCUAG